CCAAGACAUCUGCUGGGACGUCUGAGAAGCCAGAUACUGAAUGAGAAGAUGUUUCAAACUGGGCGCCUUGUUGUCUUCUGUGGGCUGCUGGCCCAGACCAUGGUCCUGCUGGAAGCCCUGACCUUGCCCCCGGACCAGACACUGCCCUUGCCUAUGACUCCAUCCCUGGCCUUGAGUCCCACAGAUCUUGCUGGAAGCUUGACAAGUGCUCUCAGCGAUGGCCUGCUCUCCGAGGAUCUAUUGGACAUUCUCGAAAACCUUCCGCUCUCGGACAUCCUGAAGACUGGAGGGAACUCUCCCAGUCGCCUGCGGGGGGGCCUGCUUGGGAAAGUGCCCUUACUGACUCCUCUCCUGAACAACAUCGUUGAUUUGAAGACCACUGAUCCCCAGCUGCUGGAACCUGUCCUCCUGAAGAGCCCUGAUGGCCAUUGUCUCUAUGUCACCAUCCCUCUGGCCAUGGUCCUCCAUGUGAAAAUGCCCUUGGUUGGAAGUCCAUUGAAGCUGGCUGUGAAGCUAAACAUCACUUCAGAACUCUUAGCUGUGAAAGAUGAACAGGAGAAGUUCCACCUCGUCCAUUGCAACUGCACUUUCUCCCCUGGCAGCCUGCAAAUCUCCCUGCUUGAUGGAUUGGGCGCCCUCCCCAGUGAAAGCCUUAUUGACAACAUCACUGGGAUCUUGAAUAAUGUCCUUCCUGGGCUGGUGCAGGGCAAGGUGUGCCCUCUGGUCAGUGAGGCUCUCGAUCACUUGGACGCCACUCUAGUACAUUCCACUGUCAACGCACUGAUGUACGGGCUGGAAUCAAAGUCUCAGCCUUCCAGGAAGGGACCUGGCCUGUGCUGA
Molecule: messenger RNA, 840 nt
Organism: Delphinapterus leucas (beluga whale)
Lineage: Eukaryota; Metazoa; Chordata; Mammalia; Artiodactyla; Monodontidae
Source: RefSeq, a predicted model, not a curated record